Messenger RNA from Lycium ferocissimum, 630 nucleotides. RefSeq lists its product as uncharacterized. Gene Ontology annotation, molecular function: nucleic acid binding. Lineage: Eukaryota; Viridiplantae; Streptophyta; Magnoliopsida; Solanales; Solanaceae. The record is from RefSeq and is a predicted model, not a curated record. Bases 111 to 401 code for a protein of 96 amino acids. The transcript has 4 exons.
GGUCUUCCAUCUGUUGCUGUUUAUAAUACAAGAAAGAAAGGGCGUUUUUGCACGAGUUAGGAAAGGUAUUUCAAGUAAACCAUGGGAUCGGAUGAAGUUGUUAAAAAAGCAUGGCUGGAGAGAAGGAACUGGACUUGGCAUUGCUGAACAGAUUGGAACCGGUGCCAGCUUAUAUUAAGAAAAAUAAGAGAGGCUUGGGAGCAGAGAAGCCAAAAAAGGCAGCACCGCACCCAAAAAGUCCCGGGCAUUCCUCUGGCAAGAUCUUAAAAGAUGGGGACAAAGUGACUAAAACGAAGGGGAUCUCUAAAAAGAUGAAGAAAGUACUGGAAUUUGAGAAGCGUAUGCAAGAGAAAGAAUUUGAGCGAGCAUUCUUUAGGGAAUUUUGGCCAGAUAAUGUUUAGUUCAUCUUAUUCUCUUUCCCUAUCUGUUUUUUUAAGCCAUCCACUUCUACCUUUUGGAUGGAUAUUCAUUUUCAUUGAUUUUAACACAUGUAGAAUCAUACCCAACUUUGAGAUAUUUGUAAAUAUUCUGAAGUGUACAUGACAUGAUGUCAGUAGCCGUAUCGCACUUAUUACUAUCUGGAGGAAAACAUGACAAAUGUAUCAGUAUCUAGAAAAGUGCUUGUUACGU